Mya arenaria is the source of this 5309-nucleotide messenger RNA. Its product is annotated as fibrinogen C domain-containing protein 1-B-like. Bases 288 to 2372 code for a protein of 694 amino acids. The transcript has 6 exons. The record is from RefSeq and is a predicted model, not a curated record. NCBI's taxonomy places the organism in Eukaryota, Metazoa, Mollusca, Bivalvia, Myida, Myidae.
UAUCAUGUGUUGUGUAUAUUUUGGUCCACGUAAUGAUGUGUAAUGAAUUGGACGUAAAGAUAUACCAGCUUUGAGUUGAGUUGAUGCUAUUUCAAAUCGCCAGUGUUUGGUUUUGGUCGCCUCAAAUAUGUUAAUAAAACAAAAGGCCAACUUACUUAAAUUUGCUACGAACAAAAUACGUAAUUCCUUGUGUGCCGCAUAUCGGUUUUAGUCACAGUAAAUCAUAACGUAAUAUUUUCCUAUAACAUCAAACUUACUAUAAGACUCUGUUUUGCUUGACGCGGUUGAUGAUAAAUUCAGCUUGUCUGAAUUUAACUCUCAUAUCAAUAGAAGAUUUCACCAUGGCUGUGUGUAAGGCAAAUAUGCUAUUUGUGAUAUUAACAAGUUACACUGUGCUGUUAAACCAAUGCGCAAAUACCAAUGAGUUGUUGAUGCAAACAUUUUCAAAAGUGUUAUUGCUUGAUACAAGGAUGGAUAAUAUAGAGAUAAAAUUUGACACCGAAUUCAGGAAGUCCCUUACAGACAUAAUCUCGCUUGAUGAAAAAAUGGACACUCUGGAGAUUAAAAUUGAGAACUCGCUGACAGACUUGCAGACGCAGUUAGCGGAAGGGCUGGAACGUAUUGCAGAGACACAAAAAAACUGCGAACCUAAACAAGGUGGAAUUACAAAAAGGAUUCAGUCAACAAAUCCCAACAACGUGACACAAAUGGUAAAGUCCCAAUACAGUGCAAUAAAUACUGCAAUGAAGCGGGAAAAAGUGGCUUUAAGGAAUUUGAAAAAUAAAAUGAAUAAACAUAUGAAGACAAUAGAUAACGAAUUUCAAAACAUACAGAGAACCAUUGAAGUCCGCUUUUUAAAUCAGAGCAUAGCAAUUGAAGAACAUAUUCGGGCACAGAAAGAAAACGUGAGUGAUGUUAUGAACGAUGUUAUUAUAGAAACAAACGCACAUGCAAAUCAACUGAAAAUUGAUUUUGAAAAUGCACAAAGCAGUUUGGAUGAAAGUUUUACAAAUCAAACUAAAGACCUGGACUCUAAGUUUGAAAGACAGUCAGACGAUAUAGACGAAUUUAUCAGAGAUUUGCGUAAUGAAAGGGAACAACUAAAGGGUAAUUUCGGUGACGUACAAAAAUCACUUAACAAUGCGAUAGAUGAUAUCAAAGAGGAAACGAAGAAAACAACGUUCAAUCUACAGCAGACGCUCAAUGAGAAAUUAGAAACAAUGCAAAGCGAGGUGAACUUGCGAUUCAUAAACCAGGAAGACAUCAUAUUAUCCCUGAACUCAACAAUUGGUUCAACAGAGGAAAGUUUGCAAGAUUACAAGUCGUCAUCCGAUUCGAUUAGUGCCGAUCUUAGCAGUCUGGAUUAUAGGUUUGAAAAACAGUCAGAUGAAUUCAGGGAAUUCCAAACAAAUCAGGAAAACAAAACAUCAUCCUUGAACUCCAGAAUGAGCUCAACUGAGGGAAGUUUGCAAAGUUACAAUUCGUCCUGUGAUGUGAUUAGAUUGGAUGUCAGCAAUCUAGAGACCCGAGUAUCCUCAAUCGAAAAAGUACUUUCAGUGGACGGACAAUGGGGAAACUGGCUGGGAUGGACGAAGUGUGACACCCGGUGUAAGAAGGGAAACCAAUUUCGAACAAGAGAAUGCAACACCCCUUCCCCGCGAUACGGAGGCGACAGUUGUUCCGGAGAUGGAACAGAAAUCCGUGCUUUUCCUGACUGUUGGGAAAUAAGGCAGAACCUCGGCACUAUGCCCUCUGGUGUCUAUCAUAUCACAACAUGGAAAACAAACCAGACUGCCAGUGUGUUCUGUGAUAUGGACACUGAUCAGGGAGGCUGGACCGUGUUUCAACAUCGUGUGGACGGAAGUGUGGAUUUCUACCGUAACUUCUCCUCUUACGAGAAUAUGUUUGGAUCUCUGCAGGGAGAAUUCUGGUUGGGUCUGAAAAUGAUGCAUGAGAUGACAUCCCGGAAAACACACGAUUUAAGAAUUGACAUCACCCACGCGGAUGACAGCACCGCCUUUUCCGUAUACGCUGGCUUCAGUGUGGGAGCCGGGUCUAAUUAUACCUUACAUGUAAGAGAUGCACUGUCAGAAAGGGGACUUGCUGUGUUUCCGAGUUGGUCUCGACAGUUUAACACUUACGCAAACGGUUCUGCCUUUACCACAUUUGACCAUGACAAUGACGAUUGGCCCGCAAGGAACUGUGCCGUUGAACACAGGGGAGCAUGGUGGUACCAACGCUGCACCUAUUUGUCAAACCUGAAUGGCCUCUACUACAGACCCGGAACUGUUGAUAGCAGCAGAUGGGCUAUGAUAUAUGAUGGCUACGAAUCGUUAAAAACUAGCAAUAUGAUGUUUAGACCUUCCGUGUAGCCAUAAUUUGACCAACAUGUGUUUUUCUUAUUCAAUUUUAGUAAAAGUUAACACUCAAUUGAGAAGUGCUGUUCACGUAUGGCCAGCAUAUCUAGGCACAUAUCGUUUGAUUGCUUUUUAAAUAAAUAUUUCUUAAUUAUAUCAUAUUUAUAUCGAUAUUAUCGUUAUGUUUUUCGAAAUAAUAUUUCAAAUAUUGUAAAAAAAUCGAAAUUGACAGAUCUAUCAGUCAGUUUAGAGAAAUAUUAUUUGACAUUAGUGUGCAUAUCGAAUUCAUAAAAAGGCACAGAUCGUAUGAUAGCUUUCUUCGGAAAUUUUAAAUAUUGUAAAAAUAUCAAAAUAAACAGAUCUCGUAUUGGUCAGUUUAGAGAAAUAUUAUUUGACUUUUUUUGUGACACUCGCAUAAUGUUUGACUGAAAGUCUUGAGAUUACCAUAGUUUUUACGUUUGUUAAUAAAUGAUUAUAUUGAAAAGUAAGCAGUGACAGGGUGUGAACAGGAAAUAGCACAUCGCGUGGUUAAUAAUGUCUGAAGUCUUGAUAUUAUGAUAUGUUUUUCGAACGCUUGUUGAUAAAAUGACAACAUAGUCUAUAUUUAAAGCAAGCAUUGACGGUUUGUUAAAAUAAAAUGGAACACCGUAUGGUUAAUAAUGCAACUUAAAUAUAUUCAUCAUAUUACUGUCCUUAUAAAGUUCACUUACCUUUUCCCAAAAAGUGUCAUACUCAGCCGGUCCAUAGCAUUUGUAUCGCUAUAUUAAUGAAGAAAUGUGUUCUUACCGUUAAUCAGCCAGAAAAUAAUUUAUGUAAAAAUGUUUUAAAAUAAUUUUUAAAAUAGCUUGUAUGUUUCUGCAGUGAUAAAAAUAACAUUAAGAUAUGCUAAGAUUAUCACGGUUAAAGAUAACAUUUAUUUUAUUUUUACAAUUGAUAUAUGCGUAGGUUAUUACGGCAACAUAUGUUUUUUUGGAAGCUAUAUAUGCCAUUUAAGUCACGAUAUUCAUUAUUAUUUUUAUUCAUACAUGUUUCAUUAUUAUAUUGAUUCAUACAUGUUUCAUUAUUAUAUGUAUUUAUACAUGCUUUAGUACUAUAUGUAUCCAUACAGGUUUCAUUAUUAUAUGUUUUCAAACAUUUUUCUUUAUGUAUUCAUACAUAUUUCUUUAUUAUAUGUAUUCAUAGAUGAUUCAUUAUUAUAUGUAUUCAUACAUGUUUCAUUAUUAUAUGUAUUCAUACAUGCUUCAUCAGUAUAUGUAUUCAAACAUGUCUCAUUAUUAUAUGUAUUCCUACAUGUUUCAUUAUCUUACAGAUUUACACAUGUUCAUAUUAUAUGUACUCAUACAAGUUUCAUUAUUAUAUGUAUUUACACAUGCUUCAUUAUUAUAUGUAUUUACACAUGCUUCAUUAUUAUAUGUAUUUACACAUGCUUCAUUAUCAUAUGUAAUUAUACCUGCUUCAUGAUUAUAUGUAUUCAUACAUGUUUCAUUAUAUAAUGUAUUCAUUCAUGUUUCAUUAUUAUAUGAAUUCAUACAUGCUUCAUUAUUAUACGUAUUCAUACAUGCUUCAUGAUUAUAUGUAUUCAUACAUGCUUCAUUAUUAUAUGAAUUUAUACAUGCUUCAUUAUUAUAUGUAUUCAUACAUGCUUCAUGAUUAUACGUAUUCAUACAUGCUUCAUUAUUAUAUGAAUUCAUACAUGCUUCAUGAUUAUACGUAUUCAUACAUGCUUCAUGAUUAUAUGUAUUCAUUCAUGUUUCAUUAUUAUAUGAAUUCAUACAUGCUUCAUUAUUAUACGUAUUCAUUCAUGUUUCAUUAUUAUACGUAUUCAUACAUGCUUCAUGAUUAUUUGUAUCCAUACAUGCUUCUUUAUUAUAUGUAUUCAUUCAUGUUUCAUUAUUAUAUGUAUUCAUACAUGCUUCAUUAUUAUACGUAUUCAUUCAUGUUUCAUUAUUAUAUGUAUUCAUACAUGCUUCGUUAUUAUUUGUAUUCAUACAUGCUUUGUUAUUAUAUAUAUUCAUACAUGCAACAUUAUUAUAUGUAUUCAUACAUUUCAUUUUAAAAUUAAAUGUUUUAAUGCGACGCAGUCUUAUGGCUUUCUAUUUUGUGUUAGUACAUAUUGAAAACUUUCAACUUUUAGUGGUUAUUAUUUAUUUGUGUGUACGACCUACAAAAUGGGCCAGCCACUGUUUCUAUCUAUCACUUCGCAUGAUAUAAAUCAAUAACGGCUGAUUACUAAGAGAAUUGUAUUGGAAAACUUACGAAAUACUGUUUUCUCAUUGGACAAAAGAAAAUGUAGACCGCUUAGCCGAGACUAAACGCUUUUUGUAUCAAUUAUUUGGAUAGAAGCUUAAUUUGGGUAUGUGCAUUGUAUUUUAGUUUUUAUGCAUUUAAACGUUUUUGAUAUUGUUAAUUUUGUAAAUUACGACUACAUAUUCGAUUAGCAUACAUACAUUGUACAUUGGGAAUUACAUAAUCUCACCAUUUUGAUUGACCCAACUUGUGUUGCUGCUGUAUGCUUGUAAGACAUUUAGUUUUGUAUGCUGUUAAUUGACUAAUUGUCUAAUAGAGAUUCAUUGAAUCACUUUAAAACAUCAUAUUGUAUAUGUAUUUGUUCACAUGGGCUUUAUGUAUGCUUUGUAAAUAAAUCUCGAAUCUUGAAUCUAUAAUCAAAACGAAUAUACGUAUUGUCAAUAUAAGUGUGAAUACUUGCACGAACACUGGACGACUGUGCAUAAAAAAAGACCGCUGUAAAUUGUAUUUGUUCACAUGUGCUAUGGCCUUCUGUAUGUUUGUAAGUCUUGAAUGUUGAAGCUUAAAUGUAUAGAAAACAACUUAUAAAGGUUAUAUUUUGUAAAUAUAAGUGUUCAUUCUUGAAAGAACACUAGAAGACCGCUGUAAAUAACGUCCUUACUACUAAGGCUGUUAUAACCAUGAACCAUAUUUGUUUACAGGGAC